Messenger RNA from Cladocopium goreaui, 852 nucleotides. Lineage: Eukaryota; Dinophyceae; Suessiales; Symbiodiniaceae. The record is from the annotation of a GenBank genome assembly.
AUGGAGCAGGUCGAAGAUGAGGUAGAUCUUCCCGAGGAGGGGCCUGGAGGCAAGCUGCCGACCACGAGCUUUUGUCUCGUGCUGGGGCAUUUGUCAGGUCACAAUUUCCGGGUUCAGCCGCCAUCUGAAGAUGGAGAGGCCAGCCCCCUGCAGGACUUUGACCCAUGUGCCCUGAUCUUGAACCAGGUGAAACAAUCUGGUGACGCGCCAAAGUCGAUCGUGUUACUAGACAAAGAGGAGCUUGGUGGUUAUUGUCAAGAAGCUUACGGCCUACAGGAUCAACCCAUUUGGGCGGGCCUGAAGUUCAGACUAGAGAAGGAGCGUGCUGCGCGGCAACGGGCCAAAUCGAACGCCCUGCGGCGGAAGCUCAUAGCGGACUUUGAAGAAGGAGCCGAGGGCGGUGACCUAGCAACUUCGCCGGCACAGCCGGAGGUGGACGUUCUCUUCCUGCUGGAUGCGCCUGAGGCCAUCUCGGAGCUGCAGGCCAUCUCGGAUGCAGGUCUUUCCGAAGUGGUGGACCUUUGGUCCAGCAUCUACUUUGCAGGAAAAAGCAUGGAUGAGUCCGAGCCACCUGUUCAGGUGGAGUGUGCAACAGCAGAAGUCCCUGAGCUCUUCUAUCAGGCCAUUUCCUCGGCUGCCAUGAAGACUGACCUGGCGAACUGCACGGUCUGCACCGUGGCCGAGAGUCAUGAGCUGGCUUUUGCGGUGCCAAAGAGCAGCGCCGUCUCGGAAUCUCCGGAGGCCCAAGUACCAGAGACGACUCCGACAGAGAGAGCGAUGGCUGCCAUGAUGGAAGUUCUGGCACAGGAAGCAUCCUCGCGAAUGCGAUUCCAGGCGUUGCUUUUCAUCUGA